UGUUCAGAAACGAUCCUGCGAUCCUGCGGAGUUAGCUUUAUUAGCAGCAAGGUAGAAAAAGUGAAAGUCGUUCUUUUUGUUUUCUAGUGUUUUUGUAUAUUGUAAAGUGAUUUUUAAAGAUUUGCUCAUGUUCUCGUUUAUGCUAUGCUAGUAGUUUUAGUGGCAAUAAAGCUAUAGGAUUUACAAAGCAUUUGUAAAACAUGAUCCCAACUGCUGCUCUAUCGACGGAAACUACUUGACAAGAUGGAGAACCUAAAAUGCUUUAAUGUUGAUCUCAGCGAUAAUUAUUCAUCCAAAUCAGAACCUUUGUUUCAAGGUUACUAUUCUUUGGAUUGUGAGUUGAAUGAACUCACAUCUACUUUCGAGGAGUUGACAAUCGACGUCAAAGGCAUGGUGAAAGAGCUGAAUAAAAGCAGCAAACGUGACGUAAACUCAAUUCGCCAAGAUUUCAUUCGCAAUGGCAUAGAUUCUGCUAUAGUGACACAAAUUCACAAUACCAGCCGACAACCACCACCAGGCUUCGGGAUAUCAAAAUGGCCAUUGGCUAAUUUGGAGAACCAAUCUCCUAUCGCUAAGUAUUCCUCAUUGCAUGAGAAAAUGGACGUACAAGCGGGCACAUCAGAAAAAAACGAAAUCAAAUCGACCAGGCGUAAGAGAUCACCCAAAGAGAAUGAAGACUAUUGCGUCUUUUGUUACAACAACCGCGAGAAACAGGAAACGUAUUUGGAUCACUCUUGCCGCGACGAGGAAGGCUUCGUCGUGUGCCCAAAACUGAGAAAGUAUGUAUGCCCAUAUUGCCAGGCAACAGGAGACAUGGCUCAUACCAAGAAGUACUGCCCCAAGAAACCGAUCAUUACGCCAGAUGAUCUUCAAACCAUGGCUUCACCAUUCGUUUGUCAAAAUGUUUCCCGCCGGAAUCGGAACAACCAUGGCAAAAGAUCAUUACGGUUCUAAUUACAUUACGUGUUUCUGAAAAUUUCAGAAUCAAAUGUUGACUGAUUUUUGAUUAUUUUUUAUGAAUUUUAACCGUUUCGAACAAUGUGAGAUGAAGGGGUUAUUCGAGUUUUUUAUGUUAAAAAAAAACCUAAAUGGAAAUUGCGUUUGGAAACGUGUCGAAAAAUUAUGUGCUAUGUGCAGUUGAAUCUGCGUUCUGAAUUAGGGAUAUAAAGUUCGUGUUCAAAAUUUCGUAAAUUUUUAUUUUAAGGAAUCAUUACAGUUGUCGAAUGUCAUGUCA
Molecule: messenger RNA, 1234 nt
Organism: Ochlerotatus camptorhynchus
Lineage: Eukaryota; Metazoa; Arthropoda; Insecta; Diptera; Culicidae
Exons: 3
Coding region: 244-954 (236 amino acids)
Biological process (GO): negative regulation of translation; oogenesis
Cellular component (GO): perinuclear region of cytoplasm
Molecular function (GO): mRNA binding; zinc ion binding
Source: RefSeq, a predicted model, not a curated record